AUGAGAGGCUCCACACAGGCCACGCCUAUCCUCCUGUGUCGGUGGCCCGCCGCGCACCUGCCGCUUCCCCUCACUAUGGGCAACCCUAUGUGGAGGGAUCCCAAUGAAACGACGGCAAAGCGCAAGGAGUCGCGGUACGUGCAGCUGCGGGUGACCUCAGCAGACGGGGCGGAGGUGUUCUUCAAGAUGCGGCGACGGAUGCCGCUGGCGCUGUUGCAGGAGGCGUUCUGUAGUCGGGAAAAGCUAGAUCAGAGCAGCGUCGAGUUUCUGUACCAGGGGCGGAGGAUCUCGGGGACGAGCACACCAGAUGAGUUGCAAAUGGCGGAUGUGGAUUACAUCGAGGUCGCUGUUGUAGGGAGCCCUGUGGGUUGGUAAAUGUCGUGAUUGUUAGUCAGAUUUGGAUAUGCGAGCAGCUGAGAGGGUCAGAGUUGACGCUUUAAAAAAGGAGAGGAGAUCAGAGACGCGCGGACGCCGGGCAAAGGUGGGACCUUGCCCCAAAGAGAGCGACUUGCUGUGUGUUGCUGUCCUGUUGGUGCGGUGUUUGAGCGGAAUAGGUGGGUGCCUGUUUCUGCCAGUGCCUACAGCGGCCAUCUGCCUUGUUUGAAAUCAAUAAAGCGGGUCUGCAUAAGAACUUGAAAUACCUAGCGCCCAAUGAAAAGGCAGAAUAAGCAAGAUCUGCGGCAGAUGCUACUGAGCACCAGAGAGCAGGUUUUUGAAUUCUGAACAGCAUGCCGCGAGUUCAGAAAAUGCUGAGGAACUGGGGGUCCUGACACCGAGGGAUCUGAUUCCGUUUGCUGAAUUUUGAGAAGGGUCACUAUGAGAUUAAAGAGAAGAUGCUCAUUAUUGGAUUGUUACCACCACUGGAUCCAAGCCUCCGCCGUAUCACUUUGAAUUUUAAUCGAAGCUGCGGCAAAGACACCAUUGCAUUCUGCCGUCGCUGCUCAAUUUCAGGAGUCUGCACUGGCAUGGAUGUCUCUGUGCAACCUGAUUGUUCUUCUUCUGAGGAGGCAGCAAAGAGCGUAUCUACCAUGUCAAGUUUCAAAC
Klebsormidium nitens is the source of this 1044-nucleotide messenger RNA. Lineage: Eukaryota; Viridiplantae; Streptophyta; Klebsormidiophyceae; Klebsormidiales; Klebsormidiaceae. The record is from the annotation of a GenBank genome assembly.